Molecule: messenger RNA, 1241 nt
Organism: Cuscuta campestris
Lineage: Eukaryota; Viridiplantae; Streptophyta; Magnoliopsida; Solanales; Convolvulaceae
Source: the annotation of a GenBank genome assembly
AUCUGUAAACUAAUGAAUCAUGAUUCAAAAGUGUAGGAAAUAACUUCAUCUCAUACAGAUCUACGCAAAAUCGUAGAAGAAAUGUAUGAAAUUCAAAGUCAUCGAAAAUCUUCAUGAAAAAUUGAAGAUUUUUAAGUAUGUAUGACAUAUCAAUUCCAUUAUAUGUUUCGAAAAAAGAUAUGAGAUAGGAUUUCAAAUCUGCAAAGAGGAUUAAAAUCCGGUUAAAUAAUAUAAAGAAAUGAGAGAGGAAGAUAAGGUACAAAUGUACAAAGUACGAUGCACUUGUGUUCUUCUCGAAUUCAAAGCCCCUUAAGUUUAUCUCAUGUUCAAAUGAAUUGCCUUAAUGACAUUACAAACGUUGAUUGUACGAGGCAACUUACGCCACAGAAGAACUCGAAACAGUCUAAAAACGACUGUCAUCAGACAUCCAUGAAUAAUUUACUAGAAGUGCCCGUGUUAUACAGUUCUGAAAAGUUUAAAGAACCUUCGACGUCUAGAAAUCCUGAACGCCCCCAUGUUGCAAAUACAAACUUCGAAGUUGAUGAUCAAGGCCAUAUUGAAACAAGAACAACAUUUAAAGACACUCUGAACGACGUAGCAAUAACGUUUAGCAUGUCAGAUGAAUAUUUUGAUAAUGAUAAUUCAUCGUAUCAAUGCGAACAUUGUGGAGCUCAGUUUUGGUACAAAGAGAGACUUAGGGGUUAUGGCAAAAAUAUACAACCGAAGUAUCCUUUGUGUUGUAGAAGUGGUAAAGUUGCAUUACCAUCUUUGUUGCCGCCUCCUCAACACUUGCAAGAUUUAUUCUUGGGAGCCACUACAAAGAGUCAUCAUUUCAAGAAAAACAUUCGUGCCUAUAAUAAUAUGUUUUGUUUCACUUCCAUGGGUGGAAAAAUUGAUCAUGCCAUGAAUAAUGGAGGAGGACCACCUACUUACAGCCUGAAUGGGCAAAACUAUCAUAAAAUUGGAACAUUACUUCCACCAGAAGAUCAAAAUCCUAGGUUUGCGCAAUUGUACAUUUAUGAUACAUCAAACGAGAUCAACAAUAGGAUACGAUCUAACAGAAUCAAGAUCGAUGAUAAAAGAAAUUUUCAUGAUAUCAUUGUUAAGGAACUUCAGGCAAUAUUAGAUGAAUUUAAUAUUCUGGUCAUAUCCUUCCGUAUGGCACGCGAAAAACUUUCACAAGCGGAAGGGGCGAGACAGUCGUGGUGGAUUUAUUGAGAAAAUAAAUGAUUCUGUUAUUA